This is a messenger RNA of Gymnogyps californianus (California condor), 3012 nucleotides long. It is a transcript of the gene PICK1, whose product is annotated as protein interacting with PRKCA 1. Gene Ontology annotation, molecular function: phospholipid binding; protein domain specific binding; protein kinase C binding. Gene Ontology annotation, cellular component: trans-Golgi network membrane; neuron projection; synaptic vesicle. The record is from RefSeq and is a predicted model, not a curated record. Lineage: Eukaryota; Metazoa; Chordata; Aves; Accipitriformes; Cathartidae. Gene Ontology annotation, biological process: dendritic spine maintenance; receptor clustering; positive regulation of receptor internalization.
GCCGGGCCCUCGCCCCGUGGGGCCCCGGGCCCAGCCCGGUGGAGUUUGGAAUAAGCAGUUUCAGACGAACAGGCUCCACUUAGCCAAAACAAUGUUUGCAGAUUUGGACUAUGAUAUUGAGGAAGAUAAGCUGGGGAUCCCCACUGUACCUGGGACAGUGACCCUGAAGAAGGACUCUCAGAACCUGAUUGGGAUCAGCAUUGGGGGAGGAGCACAGUACUGCCCCUGUCUCUACAUUGUCCAGGUAUUUGAUAACACUCCGGCAGCCUUAGACGGCACCGUAGCAGCUGGUGAUGAAAUCACAGGAGUGAAUGGGAAGUCCGUCAAAGGGAAGACCAAGGUGGAGGUGGCCAAGAUGAUACAGAUGGUAAAGGGAGAAGUGACGAUACACUACAACAAGCUUCAGGCCGACCCAAAGCAGGGCAAGUCUUUGGAUAUCGUAUUGAAGAAGGUAAAGCAUCGACUGGUAGAGAACAUGAGCUCAGGGACAGCGGAUGCCCUGGGGUUAAGCCGAGCCAUACUUUGCAAUGAUGGACUAGUGAAGAGAUUAGAGGAGCUGGAGAGGACUGCAGAGUUAUACAAAGGCUUGACAGAGCACACCAAGAGUCUUCUCAGGGCUUUCUUUGAGCUAUCCCAGACACACAGAGCAUUUGGAGACGUUUUCUCUGUCAUUGGUGUACGGGAGCCGCAACCAGCUGCCAGUGAAGUUGUGAAAUUUGCUGAUGCCCAUCGCAACAUUGAGAAGUUUGGGAUUCACCUUCUGAAAACAAUUAAGCCGAUGCUUACUGACUUGAAUACGUAUCUGAAUAAAGCCAUUCCUGACACAAGGCUGACUAUCAAAAAAUACCUGGAUGUCAAGUUUGAAUAUUUGUCUUACUGCCUGAAAGUCAAAGAGAUGGAUGAUGAAGAGUACAGCUGCAUUGCUCUGGGUGAACCCCUCUACCGGGUCAGCACUGGGAACUAUGAAUACCGCCUUAUCCUACGUUGCCGGCAGGAGGCUCGCACGCGCUUUGCCAAGAUGAGGAAGGACGUGCUAGAGAAAAUAGAGCUCCUGGACCAGAAACACGUGCAGGACAUCGUGUUCCAGCUCCAGCGUUUUGUCUCCACGAUGUCCAAGUACUACGACGACUGCUAUGCCGUCCUCCGAGAUGCGGAUGUCUUUCCCAUCGAGGUGGACCUUGCCCGCACUACUCUCAACUAUGGGCAGAAGGACACGUACACGGACGGGGCAGAAGAAGAAGAAGGAGGAAGCGAGAGAGAGGGUAGUGGGAAGGAGGACGCAAAUGGUGAAAAGCUCAUUGAUGAUGCCUGAGUGUGCCGGCAUGGCCAGAGGAAAGACUUUGCAGACUGUUAUAAAAACAUGUAUUUCACAUGGCGAUUCAUCCUCCGUGACUUUCUGUGUAUGUCCGGCCUGGGAUUCCUCCUCUGCUUUGGGUGGGGGUAGCUGGUUGGAUUGGGACCAACCUCUGCUUUCCUCUCUCUUCCCUUGCUUGUUUGCCUGGAUGUUCCUUUUUUCUCCAGAGACUUCUGCUGCCCAACUCGGGUACGGAGGUGUGGGGAGGAAAAUCCCCUACCACACCACCAUGUGACUGUGCGCAGACAGGACACUGCUGAGCAUGUGGGGUGCGUCACUCCCCUCUGGCACACGGAAGCCGGUUAAACGUCUGGAGACGAUUACGAAUGGCGAGAACGGCCCCCUUCUGUCCUCCCCUUGUGCUAUGGGAAAGUGUUCGCACCAGCAGUGUUUUCUUCACCCCGCUGCUCGCUGUCUUCAAGCUUCCCAUUCUCUGGCCUGUUUUAAGCUUCCUCUGUCUCUUCCUUCUGUCCCCAUGGGCUGCAGGACCGAUUUUUGUAGGAUGAUCACUCCCACCACUCCCAGCUCUCCGCGCCACUGUGUGUAAGAAAUAGGAGCAAGUCUGAACUAAUGCCUGGAACUGAUCACCCCCCCCCCCGACCAAGGGGCUGGGGGAAGCUCUCAAAGCAGGGGCUGCUAUGCUGGGCCGCUGCAACCCUGCUGCAAAGAUUUAGAAGUCUCUUUCCCUGGCUACUAUCCUCUUCAUAGUCCCCAGGCUCCUGCACAGCUGGCAGCGUGUGCACACUCCAUAGCUACGCCCCCGGGCUAGAUUCCUGCAGGAUGUGGCUCUGCCCUUCCUUGCGGGAAGGAGGGACCUGGCUCAGGAAGGAGCCCUCCUACUCGGCAGAGGUGCUGAGGUGAACGUGCUUGUCUGAGGCAGGCAGGUUCCUGGGAAUAACCGCAAAGCUGCAUGCAUUUCCUUUCCAUCGUUCUGUCUUACAGCGAUGGACAAUAACCAAACGUGCUUCUUGAGGAUGUGCAGGCACUCCUGCACGCUCUUUCCUUGUGCAGGUGCCAGGAGGAGCCACCUUAGAACCGCAAAGGAGAUGUCCCAUCCUUAAACUAAAGAGGAGAGAUGGGAAGCCUUGUGGAGAGAGGAAGACAUGGCCUGAAGGCAGAGGCUUUGAGUUUUUUAGUGCAGAGUGUGAAUAGCGUACCACCUCCUGCUCUCCUCUCUGCACAACCAUUUUGUGCUGCCUCUGGGCCAGCCAGCAGCAGUAGCUAAUGUCCCAUUCCCCAGCACAAGGGAACGGGAGAAAGGAAAACCAAGGUAGUGAGGCUGCUUCUUUCCUCCUUCCUUUUCUUUUCUCCUCCCUCCGUUGCUGUGGGCUGAGCCCCGAUGCAGAUGGCACUUUCUCUUUCAGCGGGCAGCACAACUGCCAGGAGUGGUGUGCUGCUCAGAGGCAAGGGUUUUGACUUCUCUGUCAUUACAUGCUAGUGGUAGUGAGAGAAGUUAUUUAAGGGCAUUAAUUUAUGAUUGAGAUGUUUGUUUUGUUUUGGUUUUUUUCUCUUUGAUUUGUUUUUGGAGCUUUGUCAUCUCUGUGGGUGCCUGGAAGAAAGCCAUCCAUGGUCAAGCUGCUCUGGCAGAUUUAAAUGGACUCUGAUGUACUGACUGUUGUCUCUAAUAAAGAAAAAUGUCACAUUUCGUUUCCUGUCCU